AUGGUGUGCAUGCUUUGGCGCGUCCUUCGUUUGAAUGGCAUGCCUAUCGUCGACGGCCCUCAUUCUCGAUCGUCAAAUGUACGAGCACCAUAUCGCUUCACUGAUUCUCACGAUUAUGCUGAAUCUAUUGAGAUGUUAUAUACUCAGAAUCUGUUCCGGGUAGAGCAGAACGAUCUGAUGGAUGUAUCUUUUGUAUUGAAACAAACUUUUACCGGUAUCACUGCCUUACGCGUGAAAUGGCUGUGUCAAAGCUUUCGCACACCUCUGGCUGUAUCGGCCAACAACAAGUAUGGUCAUUACUACUAUAUGCAAUGGGUCGAUGCAUGGAACAUAAUACCUGCCAUGGGGAAUAUCAAACACUUGUACGUUGAGCUACGCUUAUUGCUCGCAACUGAAUGGCUGAAUGAGGCCAAUGAGGCGAUAUUGUUGGAACCAAUCGCAAAGAUCACUUCACUCAAGGGAUUUGUUAUUCACUUUAUUCUCUUCUCUGAGCGACGGUCUUCCGUCACAUGGCAAAAGCUGCCCUGCGAACUUCUCUACGGUAAUCUACAAGAGACAUCUUAA
Molecule: messenger RNA, 564 nt
Organism: Botrytis porri
Lineage: Eukaryota; Fungi; Ascomycota; Leotiomycetes; Helotiales; Sclerotiniaceae
Exons: 2
Coding region: 1-564 (187 amino acids)
Source: RefSeq, a predicted model, not a curated record